AUGCUUACCAGGCCGUAUCUGAACUACUUUCCAAAAGUUUUAUGUCAUCCAUAUUACGUCACGAUAUGGACGAUACAACUUGUCAGCUGCCUUAAUUUAGUUUGGCUGAAUGUUGAUAAACUAAUAUUUAUUCAAUUUCCUCUUCACUAUUACUCGAUCAUCAACCGAAGGAAAGUGUUCAUCGUCUCGGUAGUCACAUGGAUCGUGCUCGGCUAUAUUGCAUUUGCUGUCAAUGCAUUCAUGACUAUAUCGGGAGGUUGUGAUCGAGUCAUUAUCAAUCCUUACAUUUACAUGCCUAUUUGUGUGCUAUAUGUAGUCAUGAUUCUCACUUCAUUUAUUAUUUCUGCAAUUAUUUACUUUAUCGCUCAUACAUCCACAAGGUCCGAAACACGACAAAGAACGAACUGCUUAACUAUUAUGAGAAUUUUGCCGUUUACUAGGCAAAAAAAGCAAAAAAGUAGAAUUCCAGGUGCACCAUGUCGAUCAGAAAUGGUUCAUCAAAUGACAGACGCUUUCUUCCGUAUACUGGUUGUGGGGAUGGUGAUCAACCCGUUGAUCACCAUUUGGACUCAGCGAAUCUAUCGAAUGCACCUUCUGAAGUUCUUCAAUAAAUGGCAGGAUACCCGAGACGACACGGAAGUCAGCGUAAGACGGCAUUCCACUAAAUUGAAUAUGGUGGAAUCGACGCCGUUAACUACUGCUUUGUGA
Messenger RNA from Haemonchus placei, 708 nucleotides. NCBI's taxonomy places the organism in Eukaryota, Metazoa, Nematoda, Chromadorea, Rhabditida, Trichostrongylidae. The record is from the annotation of a GenBank genome assembly.